UGAAAUGGGGGAGGGCAGAGGGGUGGUACUCCGCUUCGGGAGAGAUCUCGGGCCGUGGCUGGACCAGCGCAUGCGCACGAGAUCUCCCGCGGCUUAGCGGACAUAACCGGUUUAGGCGUGCUCGGUCUCCUCCCCUCUGUGAGUCCCGACUUUUCGCUCUCCUUCCGCCGGCUCUCAGCAGGGGACCAUGGCCGAUCCUCGCGUGAGGCAGAUCAAGAUCAAAACGGGCGUCGUGAAAAGAUUGGUUAAAGAAAAAUUGAUGUAUGAAAAAGAAGCAAAACAACAAGAAGAAAAAGUUGAAAAAAUGAAAGCUGAAGAUGGUGAAAACUAUGCCAUUAAGAAGCAGACAGAAAUUUUGCAAGAAUCUCGAAUGAUGAUUCCAGAUUGCCAACGUAGAUUGGAAGCUGCACGUUCUGACCUUCUACAGUUAUUGGAAAAUGAAAAAGAUUUGGAAGAGUCUGAAGAAUAUAAAGAAGCACGUUCAGUUCUGGAAUCAGUGAAGUUAGAAGCUUAAAAUGUUUCUCAGUUCUGAAUUUUUUUUUUUUUAAAUAAAACACUGCGGUCCAUUCCACAUUUUAUUAUGUUUGGUCACUGCUGUGUGUGUUCAAGUAGUGUGAGAAUGUGAUUCAGUUUUCUUUAUGUAGUUGUAUCUUUUUGCCUUUUCUUAAAUUAAAAAGGUUUUCAAAUAAAUGGGUUAGUCCAAUACAAA
Messenger RNA from Monodelphis domestica (gray short-tailed opossum), 709 nucleotides. It is a transcript of the gene TBCA, whose product is annotated as tubulin folding cofactor A. Gene Ontology annotation, biological process: post-chaperonin tubulin folding pathway; tubulin complex assembly. Gene Ontology annotation, molecular function: beta-tubulin binding. NCBI's taxonomy places the organism in Eukaryota, Metazoa, Chordata, Mammalia, Didelphimorphia, Didelphidae. The record is from RefSeq and is a predicted model, not a curated record. Gene Ontology annotation, cellular component: cytosol; microtubule cytoskeleton.